GCAGCGCUGGCUGCUGCCAUCCACUCCGGUCCGCUGUACCUGCUUGGCUGUUUAACUUAGCUACCAGUCACUUUUAUUCAGUGGUAACAGCAUGAAGGACAGAAAAAAAUACCCCAAUUUGUUUCCCACUCGGCGCGCAGAUGUUAUUUGAGGGAAACAUGUGAGCCGUCCGCUCGGUUUCCGUAUUUUAGCUGUUUAGCUGAGUCCAUUUUGCGUCUAACUGGAAGUGGAAAAAAGACAAAGAGAAAAGAGCUUUCCAACAGCUAGAAUGGUUUGGGCCUAAAAAGAAGACAAGAGCAACAUGAACCGUGAGGACCGGAAUGUGCUCCGAAUGAAAGAAAGAGAAAGGAGAAAUCAAGAAAUCCAACAGGGAGGAGGAGAGGCCUUUCCAGCGAAUUCCCCUCUCUUUCCUGAACCCUACAAAGUGGUCAGCAAGGCAGAUCUACUGUCCAACCGUAUUCAGAGCAUGUUGGGCAAUUACGACGAGAUGAAAGAGCCGAUCGGUGAUACUCUUCCAAAGCUUCCGGGUAAACCUUCGAACAGCUCGUCUUCCUCCGAGGAGAAGUCCGGCCAGCCUCUGUUUGGCGGGGACCAGCGAGGCGUCGGUAGCGGCGGCGGCGGCGGCAGCCAGAGCAGUAAGUGGACUCCUGUAGGCACGGCAGCGGGCGGACCCUCGUCUCAGUCGCAGAAACGUUCUGGACUGGCAGGCGGACACAGUAGCCAGAGGAACAGCGGCAGCAGUAGCAGCAGCAGUAGCCAAAGAGGGGAAGUGCGGGAAAAGAAAUCCAGUAAGCACGGCGGCGGCGGCGGCGGCUCGGAGCACUCAAAGUCGCACACUUCAAGUCCAGCGAAGGGGUCGCUGAGUUCCUCCGGCGGCCACUCGCGGAGCUCCUUGUCCGCGGAGCAGCAUCACCCCAAGUACCGCAACAAGUCACCCAGAGACAGAGAGGCCAACUGGGACUCCCCCUCGCGGGUACACACGUCUUUCCCCAGUGGACAGCACUCGAGUCAAGCCUUCCCCCCGUCUCUCGUCUCCAAGCCCAGCUCAAUGCUGCAAAAGCCCACAGCUUAUGUGCGGCCUAUGGACGGCCAGGAAACGGCCGAACCCAAGAGCUCACAAGCUGAAAGCUACGGCGGGCAGUCGCACAGCAGCACCAUGGGAGAGGUGAAGUCCAUCGGCAAAGCUUCGCUAACAAAACUCAAGAUCCCCUCACAGCCUGUCGAGGGGUCCGGUGACGCCAACUGUGUUGACGAAAUCCUGAAGGAAAUGACUAAGUCGUGGCCUCCUCCUCUUACAGCCAUCCACACUCCCUGCAAAACGGAGCCCUCCAAGUUUCCAUUCCCCACCAAGGAUGCACACCAUUUUCCAGGCGGACAUAAGCGAGGCAGUUCAUCAAAGAGCUCCAGCAGCCACCAGUCUAAAGAAUCCACUAGGCUGGAGGAAGACUUGAUAGUAAGCAGCAGCGAGGACAGCGAUGGAGAACAAGAAUCCAAGAACGCCCCACGCAAUAUGGAUGAAGCUGAGCCACCCAAGGACGACUCAACCAGCCACAGCGGCUCAGAGACCAGCUCCGGUUCCGACAGCGAGACCGAGAGCAGCUCAACGGACAGCGAGGCCAACGAGCGCCCACGGACCGCCUCUCCUGAACCCGAACAGCCUGUGACCAACAAGUGGCAGCUGGACAACUGGUUCAAGAACGUCCCGCCCAAAUGCAAGAAAGAAGGCCGAGAUUACAGCUCAAAGGACUCGGCACCACCGCCACCCAGCAGGGAAAAGGGCGCGGAGGGUGGCCGCGGCCGGCAGAAGUCCCCCGCCCAGAGCGAAGGCGGCACAAAUCCCCGAAUACGAGUGGGCAAAAAGCAGCCUAAGAAGUCAGAGAAGCCUCCCGUGGUGGAGGAACCCAAGGGAGGUCUCAAAGUGGAGACCGAACCGGCUCCAGAGAUUCCUCCUCCCCGGUCCACCGCCGCCACUAAGGGCUUACGCAAACCAAGCAUCAAAAAAGAACCCAAGUCCUCUCCCAGGCCCUCGUCCGCCUCCGUCACCACCGCUACAGACAAGCGCAAGACCAAGGCCCCCACCAAGACCCCUCAGUCUCGGGAAAUUCUCUCCACAGAUUCUUCCUCCUCAGACUCGGAAGGAAACGACAGCAUCCCCUCCUCGUCGCAGACUCCCAAGUAUACGGAGAGCAUCAGGACCCCCGUGUGCGUUUUCUCCCCCAUGUUGUCGCCGCUCAGUGACCCCGAGGAGCGAUACCCCACAAGGCAACCUCAGCAGCAGGUUUUGCUCGUCAAGAUCGAUCUCAGCUUGCUGUCGAGGAUCCCGGGGCGGCCCUACAAGGAGCCUGCAGAGAUAAAAGUGGAGAGGGAAGACUCUCAGGACAGAGAGAGCAGCAAGGACUUUAGCAAGCCCAGCAAGUCCAAGAGGAAACACAAGACCGACGAGGAAGGCGCAAAGCCAGAGAGUAAGCGAUUCAAGCCAGACGAUAAAACUCAGUCGCCUCAUAAAACCAGCAGUAAAGAGUCGAAGAGACCUCUGGAGAAGAAAGAGGAGCCCGUGCCCUCUCCUUCCAUAUCCGGUCCUCAGCGCACGCCCAAGUCAGACCAUCCGAGCCGAAAGGGGACGGUCAACCAGUCGUCCGCGUUGCUGUCAAGCGGCAGCACGAGUAAAAAAGCGGGGAGCCACAGCAGCAAGGGCAGCUCCUACUCCAAACACAAAAAAGGAGAGGACAAGGGACGGAGCACACGCGAGGGCAAGGUUGAUGAGAAACAAUCAAGUAACCAGCUGGCUGUGCCCCCCCUUUCCACGGAUGGCUCUAGGUCACAGAGAUCCAAGAUGGUGUUUGAGGACAGGGUUCAUUCAGCCGAUCAGUACUUACAGGAGGCUAAGAAACUCAAGCACAACGCAGAUGCACUGACGAACCGUUUUGAAAAGGCGGUGUACUACCUUGAUGCCGUGGUCUCGUUCGUCGAAUGCGGGAACGCUCUGGAGAAGAGCGCCCAAGAAGCCAAGUCCCCCUUCCCGAUGUACGCCGAAACCGUGGAGCUUAUCAGAUACACUAUGAAGUUAAAAAGCUAUAUGGCCCCAGAUGCCACUUCAGCAGACAAGAGGCUAGCUGUGCUUUGCCUCAAAUGCCAGUCUCUUCUCUAUCUGCGGCUGUUCAAGCUGAGAAAAGACAGCGCUCUGAAAUACUCCAAAACACUCACAGAGCACCUGAAGGUACUCCAGGUUUCCUACAAGCUCAAAACCAAGAACUCUCUGAGUAACACCCAGGCUCCCUCUCCUGGAAUGGGAAAUAAGGCGGCAGGUAUGCCCUCUCCGGUGUCGCCGAAACUGUCGCCGGGCACGGCUGGGAGCUACUCGUCAGUCAGCAGCAACAGCAGUGCCAGCUCGUCUGUGACCAUACCUCAGCGUAUCCACCAGAUGGCCGCCAGCUACGUCCAGGUCACAUCCAACUUCCUGUACGCCACAGAGAUCUGGGACCAGGCGGAGCAGGUUGCCAAGGAGCAGAAAGAGUUUUUCUCCGAGUUGGACAAAGUGAUGGGUCCUCUGAUCUUCAACACCAGCAGCAUGACAGAACUGGUGCGUUACACUCGGCAGGGGCUCCACUGGCUGCGACUGGACGCUAAUCUUAGCCACUAGCGAGGACUGGUUCACCGGAAGCUGCUUCCUCACACCCUCACACACCUCAGCCUUUCAUGCUCAGCUGUGCUCAAAGACACGACUCGCAACAUGAACACAUACGUACUGUAUACACACACGCACACACACACACACCCGACACAGCCCACCUCCGGUCCUCCAUGUAUUCUUACAUGCGGUUAACCUCUGAGACGUGUUUCCAACACUGUGUCCAUUUUUCUGCACCAGCUUGCCAAAAAGAAAAAAAAAAACUGAGCGAUUUAGGACAUCGUCACACCUUCAGCGGCACCGCAUCAAACGUCCCAAGAGCUUAUCGCCUUGCUUCAAAUUUCGGCGUUCCAAUGAGAAUCUUCAAGGCCCCCCGUUUUUAUCUCUUCUGCAUAAAAGUGCUGUGGGGAUUAUUUCGUAUGAGGACACUAAACCUGGGAUUUUUUUUUUCUUUCUAGGCUACUUUGGCUUUUAACUUCUUUUUUUUUUUCUUUUCUUUUUUCUUUUCUUCUUAACUUGAUUUCACCAAAGUACCUCCCAGAAACACCAAAGGUGCUUUAAAAUGAAGGUUUCUCUUUAUCGUUUUUGUGCCUUUUAAAUGAGCUACAGGAAAACAGUCACCAAUGAGAUCAGAAUUUCCUUUUUAUGUUUUUUUUUUUUUUUUUUUUUUUUAUGUUCAUGUGUUCCCUCGUUGGUAUUUAAAUCAUUUUUAGUUGCUAGUUGAAGCUAGCCUGGCCAGCCAGACUGACUUAAUGCCAUUUACACUACAUAUCGGUCUGCUAAGGAGCUGGUAGAGCCCGGUUUUAAAGGCGGGACUAACAGAGGCAGCGUCAACCAAUCAGAUAACUACAGAUUUGACGCAAAAAAAAACUCCAAGCGAUGCACUGUUUUUUUUUUUGUUUGUUUUUUUUUUAGUCCGUGAAACAUGUCACGCCAUCGAGCAAGCUCUCCAGUGAACAAUUUUCUGCCGUUUUUGUCUUUAAAAAAUAAUAAUCAGAGGAUACAUGGUGCUCUCACACGCACUCUAAAUCUUUCAAGGCACCAAGCAACAAAAAUCUCCGUAUGAAUCUUGACUGUUAGGGUAGCAGAAAAGCGCUGCUGCAUCAUGGGUAAUUCUGCCGCUGAGAGUGACGCAUCGCAAAGUCCCGCCUCCCGCGCUGUGAUUGGUCCCGUCUGUUAUGGAGCCUUACCCAGACUGUUGUUCAGUCUGGCUGGCCAGGCUAAGCUGAAGCUGGAAAUUAUCCUUAUUAUUUAAACAAUUUGAAAUGUUUCAGUUUCAGCUCUCUGGAGGGCAGUUUUGGAAGCGUUCUGUCAAAAUGUUAAGAAAAAGGGGAUGGUCAUCAAAUUUUAUUCAGAGGUUAUUUUUUAACAAGGCGUAAUUUUAUUUGUCAGCGGGACGAACUUCUCCUUCUGCUGACAAAAUAUCUUCCAGAAAUGUAAGUUGGAAGAUUAAUUUAAACUUAUUCUAUAAACGGGAAGAUUUUUACCUUUUUUUGAAGAUUCAAAUUUCUGCUCAUGAGAGACAUUUUUAUUGCUGCGUUGUUCAGAAAGUUCCUCAAGCAAGGGUCACUCCCAUAUAGUGUUAUUCCCCUUGUUUUGAUCCCUUUGUUAACGGUGUAUUUUUCUAAGGAACAGCAGGGAUUGUCAUAAGUAUUGCAGAUUGUGUCCACACGUACAAUGCAAAUGCAGUUAUUUAUUUUGGGUUUUUUAAAACAAACCAAGGUUUUUUUUUUCUGAUUCAUCAGGACUAAAACGAAUCGACGUAAACGUGAAAGAUACGUUUUGUUUUUGUAAUAAGGGGACAAAACUAAUCAUUGACAGAGAUUAGCAGUGUUGUAUUUAUGUGAUAAAGAUUUUGUAUAUCUCAGAUAAUAAGAAAUAUAAUGACCACUAUAGAUUCUAUUUAUAUGCCAAGCAGAUCAUUUGUCUUCAAGCUAGUGCAAAAUGCAAGAUUCAGGAGAGGUUUAGUAUAUGAACAAGUGUUUAUACCGUUAUUGUUCUUAAACCAUGACAUUUUAAAACUGAAAUCAAUACUUUUUUCUUGCAAAGAAAAAAAUAGCUAGUACACCAGGCAGGGAGGUGCAUUGAGUAAGUAUAGAUGUUUGCUUUCCAGAUAUGUAAAGUCAUUGAUUCUAAUAUUGGUUAUAAUUACAGAUGCACUGAUCAGGCCGAUAUGGCUUUCCUGUUUUCUUUUAAGUCUCGCCCACAGAUUCUGUUUUUGACCAUUUUAGGUCUCUUUUUUUUUUUUCAAUUCUAAGGACCAACAAAUGGAAAACAGGAAACAAUGUUGUUUGACACAGGUAGUUUAAGAUUGGAGGCAUUCAGUGAACCAGGAAAAAAUCUGCAUUUUCUCUAUUUGACCUGCAGAUUGAGGGGAAAUUAGCCAGUUCUACUCUCUGGCCGACUGAUUGGUGCGUCUUUAGUUAUAAUGAUCUGGGGGGGAUUGGAUGCUGUUGUCACUACUUUUCAUGUUUUGGUUCCAAAGAAAACAUGCUGGAAAUCCCAAGCUUGGGCCAAAUAGUACUUGUGCUAAAACUAUUGGUUGAUUAUUUCUAAUAAGAUAUAUAUAUAUAUAAAAAUGUGCCACAAAAUUUAGGCUUAUUCAGCUUAUUUUUUUUAAUUCUUAUUCUUAUUUCUGCAUUAAAACCUAAAUACUGCUGACUAUUUGGCCCAGCUUGAACUGUUUUUCUUGUUGCUUGUAUGUCUUUGUUUUUUUUUUUUUCCACUGGCUCCCUAGACUUUUCUCGCUAGAGGGGAAUACUGUUAUUUUCUCUUCCACUUAAAGAGGAGAAAGUCAGAAGAGGUAUUAUUUUUUGAUCUAUGCAGGAUUUCUACAAAAACAAACAAACAAACAAAAAAAUAAUUUUUUAGCAGGUAAAAAAAGUAAUUUUUAAGCUUUUCUUCCUCCUUUUUUGCACCUCAGUGAGACAGACCCCUGUUCAGCUCAAGCAGCCAAUGCCUUUAGCUUUUGCAAUUUUCUGUAAUGGUGUAUUAUACUUGUGUAUAUAAUUCUUAUUGUUAUUUUUAAUAAUCAAACACAAAAGCUGGAGUCGUCUUUUCCUCAGUGGGUUUUGUGGGCCCGAUCACUGUCUUCAUACACUGGUACACUUUGUAAGUUAAGGUCGGCUCCUUGUGCUCCCUACACUAUCUUGUAGAGAAAUGGAAAAAAACAGAAAAUAGCAUUAGAAUGAUCCUUAACUGUUUGCUACUCACGCUUAUUUAUUUUUCUGCCCGUUUGUUUUUUCCCUCUUUGGCCUUUUUUUUUGAGGGUUCUGAUUUUUAUGAAAUAGGAAGAUGUAAAUGUUUUUGAGCUGUUCAUGAUGAGAUUUCAUUGUAAGUAGUAAUUAAUCUAACUUGAACGCAUCCAGGGUAAGAUGAAGUCCUUCCUAAUUCCCUCCCCCCCUUUUUAUUGGACGUUCAGUAGGAAGAUGUUAACACUUGCAUGUUUUUAUUUAAAUACAGUUGUAUAAAUUGUAAAUAUAACAUGUCUUUAAGGGUGACUUUUUACUCCAGGUUGGCAUUUUUUAAUUAAAUUUAAAGGACAAAAAAAAGACUGUAAAUAUAUUGUGAGAGACUUUAUGCACAUAUUUUUUUUUUUUUCCUUCCCCCAAGUCGUUACAGAUGAAAUCCCGGUGUGUUAACACUGUAAAUCAGAUUGAUUUCUCCAUCUUUUUUUUUUCUCCUCUUUUCCCUAACGUGCUUGUAUACGUUGUCUGUUUCUUCUUCACUGUCUCAUAGUAUCACCGUCACCACAUAAUCAGUAGCGUCUCUUAAAUCCAGAUGCGGAUAUAUAUAUUUUUUUUGUCCUCUCUGUAUUUGAUAUGGAGUUGUGUAUUUCAUUACGUGUAUACGGCUGAGCUCACGCGUCGGUUGGAUGACCUGUACAGUCUGUUGUCUACUUCCUCCUGAGAGGGCGAGAGAGACGUGUAUUUAGCGUGUCCAACAUGUUUUUCAAAACGGAGGUAUUUUGCCUCCACUCAGAACCGUUGUAGCAGUUUCUACAGUAUGUUGUCUAAGAACUUUUCUAUAACAGCAAAAGCCGUCUCCAUGGUGAGACCAGCAGCAUACGCGAUGUACAAUAAUCUGGAUUUGGCGACCUUUUAAGAGAACUGAUCAUAGAGAUGCUAUAUAUGAUGGAUGCAAUAUGUUUUAAAGGUACCUGUUGAGUUUGAUCUUCAAACUUAGGUUAUGUAAUUUAAAAAGCAUUCUUGUGAAGUGAGUAUUAAUUGUGACUAAUGGGAGUCUGUCCUGAAUAUUCUUUGUAUUUUGCCGUAUUGAGAAUAAAAUAUAUAUAUGGAUAUGUUUAA
This is a messenger RNA of Fundulus heteroclitus (mummichog), 7935 nucleotides long. RefSeq names its product AF4/FMR2 family, member 4 (gene aff4). Lineage: Eukaryota; Metazoa; Chordata; Actinopteri; Cyprinodontiformes; Fundulidae. Bases 302 to 3640 code for a protein of 1112 amino acids. Gene Ontology annotation, cellular component: super elongation complex; nucleus. Gene Ontology annotation, biological process: regulation of gene expression. The transcript has 21 exons. The record is from RefSeq and is a predicted model, not a curated record.